Molecule: messenger RNA, 7034 nt
Organism: Ictalurus furcatus (blue catfish)
Lineage: Eukaryota; Metazoa; Chordata; Actinopteri; Siluriformes; Ictaluridae
Gene: rb1cc1
Product: RB1-inducible coiled-coil 1
Exons: 23
Coding region: 738-5519 (1593 amino acids)
Biological process (GO): autophagosome assembly; autophagy of peroxisome; piecemeal microautophagy of the nucleus
Cellular component (GO): extrinsic component of membrane; Atg1/ULK1 kinase complex; phagophore assembly site membrane
Molecular function (GO): protein kinase binding; molecular adaptor activity
Source: RefSeq, a predicted model, not a curated record
GUAUAUGUAUACGUGAUACCGAACUCUGAAUUAUCACACGUUAAAUUCUGGAUGAACACGAGGAGGGAAAAUUAAACGACACGGAAUCGACUCUGGGUUUUAUUUAUGCGCGUCGAGAAUCGGAGAAUCCACACUGCUCUUUAAAUCCGGACUCGCAGAAUCGAAUCUUUUCGGAAUCGACUCGUUCCUGGAAUCGACUCCAAACCCCAGGCUGACAGAUGCAGAUAUUAGCAUUGCCGAGUUAGCUAGCGGCAUUAUCUCGUAACGCGGACGUUAAAGGGCGUUUUAAGCGUUUACACUUUACAAAACCAAGCUUAAUGAUGUUAAACAGAGGCCCAUCUCUCUAAAAUAACGUAUUCCUUCUCUAAUUUUUGACGUUAUAUGUUUUAUAGAUAGAAAAUUUUAAUCCGCGUUGACGAGGAAAGCUUUCAGUUAUGAAAGCGCGUGCAGGCUAACUUACUGUCUCAGCUAAUAACUGUGCUAUUAAUAAGUACUUUUUUUCUUCUUUUUCUUCGAGAUACACACUUUUGGGUUGAGGUUUUACAACAAACUGCAUGGUUUUAUGUUCUAAAUUGUUCAAAUAGUGAAGUGAACAGUUGUCAGCAAUACUAAUGAUUCACAUAAGCGCCGAUGAAACAACAUGACUCAGCCUGAAAUACUCCCUGUUAGCCGCUUGGUGAGCAUCGCAGACUAGAUGAAGGAGCCAGGCCACACGGAAGCUGAGUGGAGAAUUCAACAUGAAGUUGUACGUGUUCCAGGUCAAUAACGGGAGCACGUUGACGUUCGACACCGAACUAGCCGUGCAAACUGUUCUGGACCUCAAACAUGCCAUCCAGGCUAAGUACAAGAUCGCCACUCAGCAUCAGGUGCUGGUGGUUAAUGGCGGCGAGUGUAUGGUGGCCGAGAGGAGAGUGUGUAGCUACAGUGCUGGCACGGAUACAAACCCCAUCUUUUUGUUCAACAAAGAGAUGAUCUUGUGCGACCGUGCGCCGACGAUCCCCAAAACCACCUUCUCCGUCGAGAACGAGAUGGAGAUGAAGGUGGAGGAGUCGCUCAUGAUGCCGGCCGUGUUUCACACCGUGGCCUCGCGGACGCAGCUCGCUGUGGAAAUGUUUGAAGUUGCGAAGAAGCUGUGCUCCUUCUGUGAACGCCUGGUCCACGAUGAACACCUUCAGCACCAGGGCUGGGCUGCCAUCAUGGCCAACCUGGACGACUGCACCGCGUCCUAUCAGAAGCUGCUCUUGAAAUUCGACGUGGCCUACACUAAUUACCAACAGGAUUUCGAAGACAUCAAACUGAAGCUGACAAAGCUCGGGACGGCCGUCUCGGUCAUGGCUAAGAUCCCGCUGCUGGAGUGCCUGACCCGCCACAGCUACAGAGAAAGCCUGGAGAAAUCCUCUUCGCCUCGUCCCAGGACCGAGGCCGAGCCUGACGUCGGAGAAGGACGACAGACGUCCUCCCAGUCGGCCAUCUUGUGCCCGACGGAGGUCCGGCAGACUUCAGGAGGCUCUGCGGCUCAGGACGGAGCGGUGGGGAGGAGCAGCAGCAGCAACUGCGGGCUUCAAGAGGCACUGGAGGAAGAAAAGGAGCAGGACGAGGCGGACAAAAUGGCGGACGCUCCUUCGUUUAACGUCACGCUGCUGGACUGGAUCAAUGUACAGGACCGACCCAAUGACGUCGAGGCUGUAGUGAGGAAGUGCUUCGACUCCAUCAACAGACUCGAUCCGCGGAUUAUUCAGCCGUUUCUUGUCGAGUGCCGGGACACCAUCACCAAACUGGAUAAUCAAAACAUGAAGGCCAUAAAGGGGCUCGAAGACAGAUUGUACGCACUCGACCAAAUGAUCGCCAGCUGCAAGAAGCUAGUGAACGAACAGAAGGAGCUCGCUCAGGGAUUUUUAGCCAAUCAGAUGAGGGCUGAAAACCUGAAGGACAACUCGGUGCUGCCGGACCUGUGUCUGAGUCACGCCAAUCAGCUGAUGAUCAUGCUGACCAACCACAGGAAGCUGCUGGACAUUAAGCAGAAGUGCACGACUGCCAAACAGGAACUGGCCAACAACCUGCAAGUCCGUCUCAAAUGGUGCUGCUACGUGAUGCUGCAUGCGGAUCAGGAUGGCGAGAAGCUCCAAGCGCUGCUGCGCCUCCUGACCGAGCUGCUGGAGCGAGUGCGCGUGGUGGAAGCCCUCAGUACUGUCCCGCAGAUGUACUGCCUGGCCGUGGUGGAGGUGGUGCGCCGGAAAAUGUUCAUUAAACACUACAGAGAGUGGGCCAAUGCCCUGGUUAAAGAUGGGAAAAACCUCUAUGAGGCAGAGAAGGUCAAAAGGGAGACGUUUGGCAAGCUGUUCAGAAAGUCGUUCCUCAGAAAUCGCUUGUUUCGAGGACUCGACUCAUGGCCUCCCUCGUCGUUUUGCACAAGAAAGCCUCGCAAGUUUGACUUUGAGCUUCCGGACAUUUCUCUGAACGACCUGCAGUAUCUGAAGAGCUGCUGUCCUGCUGAAGUGCAGCCUUUUCUCAGGGUUCCAUCACUAUGUGAUUUUGAGCCAUUAAACCAUCAUACAGAAGCUCUUCACCAGCUGGUACAAGCAGCUCGGAGUGUAGACGAGAUGUCUCAAACCAUCACAGACUUACUGAGUGAACUGAAGGUUUCUGGGAGCCAGAGUGCACGGAGACCCAGCUCGGAAAGCAGAACAGAGACCAUGCCCACCUCAUCUAAAACCCUUCCUGCCCUCAGUAUACAGUCUCCACCCACUCAGCCCCUCUCCCUUCCAGCUCCAUUAGAAGAUCUGUCCCCUGACAGUAUAGACGCCCAUACGUUUGACUUUGAAACCAUAGGACACCCCAACAUGGAUCCUGUGCUCCAGCAGGGCUCUCUGGACCUGGACUCUUUAGCCGAGAGCCCGGAGUCAGACUUCAUGUCAGCGGUCAAUGAGUUUGUCAUCGAAGAGAAUGUAACGUCACCCAAUCCCAUCAGUGAUCCUACAAGUCCUGAGAUGAUGGUCGAGUCUCUUUACUCCUCUGUCAUCAAUGCUAUAGAUAGCAAAAGGAUCCAGGACACGACCAUGCUCGAGAGAGAGAACUCCAGAAUCACGAAGCUCAAGCUGACCAUAGACAAGUACCGUUCAGCUGCCGAGGAGUCUCAGAGCAACAUGAGGAAAGUCAAGGAUGACCUCUGUCAUUUCCAAGGACUUGUUUUGAAAGAGCAGCGGGACUUUGGCUUCGCCUUGAAGAAGAUGAGCGCAGAAAUUCACAGCGUGGUCAACAACAUCAGACGUCGUCAGGAAGAGGAACUCCGAGAGGCACACCAGAACGAGCUCCAAAAGCUGAAAGAUGAUCACGCAAAGCACGUCCUCCGGCUUACUGACGAGUUGGAAGGGAACCACAAGAUCGUCCGGGACGUCCAGAGGGCCAUGCUCGAACUCGAAGGGCUUGUGGAAAGGAAAGAGAAAGAGCUGGCUCAGAUGGAGGGCGAGAGAGAACGCUUACUCCAGGAGAUACGCAACAGCCACCAGCAGGCUGUCCAGGAGUUGGAGAGGAACCUUUCAGAGCAAAGCAAGGCACUUCAAGACACCUUGCGUUCCAGAGACGCCCUCGCCGACCAGCUGGACGGCCUGCAAGUCGAGAUUGAGAGGAAGAUACGCCAAGAAAUGGAGAACGCGGAGAAGAACCAUCUCCAAGACUUGGAAGCUCGUCUGAAAAAUGAGCACAGAGCGCAAAUGGAGAUCCUGAAACGUGAUAGCCAGGGUGCUCUAGACACCCUAACCCUUGAGAACCAAGCCAAACUAAAGGAACUCGCGGAAUCGCAAUUGACGGAACGGAAGAAGCGCGAGAGCCUCAUCAAGGACUAUGAGGCACGCAUCGGUGAGCUCGCCGACACUCGAUGCAAGCUGGAAAUGGAAAUGGCUCUUAAAGAGACCGAAACCGAAGACCUACGCUUGCAAUACGAGGAUGCCAAGAACCAGCAGGAGGAGGCACUUAAGGCCGAGAUGGAGUCACGGACGAAGGCCCUCCGGGAGCAAGUCGAGGCGCUGACGCAGCAGCUGCAGAAGAAGAACGAGGAGCAUGAGCAAGGCCUCGCCGAGCUGCGCGCUCUCAUGCGCCUCGAGAAGGACCACUGCAUCUCGGAGCUGGUGGAGCGGCACGAUGAGGAGAGCACGCUGCUGCGCCACGAGUUCUCCGCGCUCAAGCAGAAAUCGCAGGACGCCGAGAAGGACCGCGAAGAACGCCUACAGGAGAUCCAGCGCCAGCUGGAGGACCAGCUCGUGACUUUACGCAAGGAACGGGAGGAGGAGCAGAGGGCGUUCAGCGAUAAAGAGCUCGACUUGCAAACCGCCGUCAGUGACCUGCAGGCCGUAAACUCGCUCCUGUCAGGGCAGCUGGAGCAGGAGCGUCAAGAGGCCCGCAGAACCGUAGAGGAGGAGAAAGAGGCGCUAAAACACGCCUUACUGCAGAAGGACGAGCUGGAAGCGAAGCUGUUAGGGAAAAUUAAACUACUCGAAGCUCAACUUGAGGAAAGACAAUCCACUGACAAUUACAGAGGAGCUGACGCCGGAGAUGGAAAAUCUGUGGACGUCGCAUUGCAGCAGAGGUUGGAUGAAGAACGAGCGUCCCUUCUGGGCCAGCUGGAGCUGCUGGAGAGGAAGAAGAACGAGGAGCUGCAGAAUCUGAAGACCUUGCUGAUCGCUGAGCAGCAGACUAAUUUCAAUACUGUACUGACGCGAGAGAAGUUAAAGAAGGAGCAGAUCAUCAACGAGCUGAGUGAGAAGCUGAAGAAGGUCAUGCUGCAGCAGGAGAAGGAUAAGAGCCUGAUUGAGUCUCUCUCCGAGGACCGAGCCACCAUCCUGCAGGAGAAAAAACACCUAGAGGAGGAGCUCAACCGCCUCCGGAGCUCCGCCCUCGUCUCCUCCGCUUUCUUUGUGCCCAAUCCCGUCGCCGUUGCCGUGGAGAUGCCCGGAGCGUACGGACCUGUCCCUGCUGAAGUCCCCGUCCUGCCUGGUCUGGAUUCGGAGCGGCUGGUGUCCGUGGCCGCGCUGCGAGACGAUGACCGGGUGGACUCUGCUGUCGAAGCGAGCAUGAUGACAGUCCAUGAUAACGCGCCGAUGCUGUCUGAGGAGAAGCAGCGGAUACUGAUUUUGGAAAGAACUCUACACAUGAAAGAAGAGGAGAACAAGCGGCUCAGCCAAAGACUGAUGUCACAGAGCAUGUCGUCCGUAUCCUCGAGGCAUUCGGAGAAAAUCGCCAUUCGAGAUUUUCAGGUUGGCGAUUUGGUCCUCAUAAUCCUGGACGAGCGGCACGAUAAUUACGUGCUGUUCACCGUCGGCCCCACUCUCUACUUCCUGCACUCGGAAUCUCUCGCUGCGCUGGACCUCAAGCCGGCGACUGGAGCUACGAGGAGACCCUGGGUCCUGGGGAAGGUCCUGGAGAAAGAAUAUUGCCAGGCAAAAAAGGCCCAAAACCGCUUCAAAGUUCCUUUGGGCACCAAAUUCUACCGAGUAAAAGCCGUGCCAUGGAAUAAGAAGGUGUAAAAUUGUACAAAAAAACAACAACAAACAAACAAACAAAAAAACACAACAACAAGCUAGAAUGUUUUUAUUGCUCUUUAUUUGAUUUUUUUUUUUUUUUUUGGCGGACAUCUUAUGAGCGUCACUCAGAAUUAUUGUUUCCUCACGGAAAGACAAACCAUUAUCACUAUUUCUUUUAUUUAAUUUUGUGUGGCAAUCCAUUUUAUUAUUAUUAUUAUUAUUAUUAUUAUUCUUAUGAAUAUAAUUUUAUUAGUUUGUUUUGUUUUGGGGUUUUUUUGUUGUUUUUUUUUUACCUCUGUUUAUUCAGAGGUUUGUAAAUGUGGACCAAAAUAUUCUGACUUGAAUAGGGCAAGUCUGUAAAAUUAACUCAAAGGAAAAAGAUAAAAAUCUAUUUGGAGGAUAUAUAUUAGUUCGUUAUAAUGAUUAAUAUUAUUAUUAAUAUUAUUUUGUUCCGUUGUGGGAAGAGAACAUUAUGGAAAGUAUCACUAUGAAAUAACAUGCGCAAGGUUUUAAAACUAUCCAUGUAUUGUAAAUGUUUAUGAGCGAAUGUUCACGGCAUGCAUAUACAUAUAUUUUCUUUAACUCUGGAUGUGUCGUAAUCGGAUAUGUAGGUUUUAAACAGCAGCAACAACAAAAAAAAAAAAACGUUACACGACAGCACACGACCCCCUUCACGAUUUUUUUUUGCGAUCUUUCCAAAAAAAAUGAAUAAAAAAAACCAACAGAAUGAAAUAAUGCACUUUGGGAGACGCGCCGAUCCAAACGGGAAGCAGUUGUGCUGGCGGGAAAACGAGCGCAAAAAUGAAAAUCAUUAGCAGCACAUAUCUUCCCACUGUUAGAGAACGUCAACGUGUAGAAACGGAAUACUUCCUGUUCGUUGAUGUGUGUUAUUCUUUGAUUAAAUCAUGACAUUGUAUAUUAUUCAUCAAAUUGCACAAGUUAAGGAAAUGAAACAUGAGUGUAUUGUAAAAGAGUUUUCAAACAAUAAAGGUUUGAUCCCACCUACUCUUGAGUAGCUGGUUAGUGAAAAAGGAAAAAAAAAAGACAGAUAAACUGUCAUGACCGUGGGUAUGGGAUAGAAAUGUUGAUUUAUAAUGCAUGUAUUUGUACAAGCGGAUAUAAUCGCGACCUGCUUACGUGUUGGAAGCGACUCUGCAGGUGUUCUCCUCACUUAAUCGUAAUCAUUCAGUAAUAUAAAAGAGGUUUUUUUUUCUUUUCUUUUACCAUAUACGUGCACCAUAGAUCGCUUUAUAUUUCUUUCUUUGCUGACGAAGGGGUUGCUAAUGAACCAGUUAAUGUGUGUUAAUCAUGUCCUUGUAAUUCAUUUUUGUCAUUUUUUUUUACUAAUACAAAUCAGAAACUGGUUUUCUACAUUGUGUGAUCAUGCAAACCCCCGAACGAACCUCUAGAUAAGUUGUUGUGGUGGUUAUAAUAAAACGAAUCAACUACAGGGUGGUGUGAUGAUGAUGAUGAUGCGGCGUUAGUGCUGCCACCCCGCCGUUGAUUAUUUUCCAAUCA